AUGAAAGAAUCGAAAGCUAACGUACGUUUUCUCCCUUCUUCUGAACACCCGACGGUAAACAACCGACAACGUAUCAAACGACCAAUCUCACCACCACCUCUCGGACAUACAAAACCACUCAACCAUUCACUCAUACUACACCUACACCACAAUCCUGUGAACGAUAUGAACAAAUUUGAUCAUACCAAAUAUUGGAAUGAUUAUUAUUCAUCACCUGAUAUUGGGGAUGAUGAUAAAUUACCUAAACCACCGUCGAAAAUUAAAUUAUAUUCGACGAAAUGGAAAUUGGAAAAUCCAAAUCCAAGUUCUAAACCACCUUCUUCCCAUGGUGAACAGGCAUUCUACGGUAAUCCUAUGAUGAUGGGAUAUGGAGGUGGUGGAAUGGGUAUGGGUAUGGGUAUGUAUCCAGGUAUGUCAGGUAUGGGUCCUAUGGGGAUGGGCAUGGGGUACGGGAUGGGUUCUGGAAUGGGCAUGAUGGGAUACGGUAUGCCAAGAUACGGAGGGUACAGUAUGUAUGGUGGAUACGGCGGAUAUGGGAUGGUAGACCCUUUAUUGGGACAAUAUGGUGCGCCUCCAGCUGCAAAUUUCGUCGACGAUUUCCCAGAUGCUCAUCGGAAUGAACAUGCUUAUCGACAAUCGGCUCCAGACGCUUACGGUAUGGGAAUCGGUAUGAUGGGCGGCGGAAUGGGAAUCAAUAACAUCCCAGGAAGUCAAGUCAUGCUAUACGGUAGAGGAAUGCCUUAUAACGGCUGGUACGCUUAA
Molecule: messenger RNA, 762 nt
Organism: Kwoniella mangroviensis CBS 8507
Lineage: Eukaryota; Fungi; Basidiomycota; Tremellomycetes; Tremellales; Cryptococcaceae
Exons: 7
Coding region: 1-762 (253 amino acids)
Source: RefSeq, a predicted model, not a curated record